AUGGCUGAUCCACUCUCGAUCGCAGCUGGGAUCAUCAGGUUCCUCUCAUCUGGGAUUCAAGUCACGCAAAGUUUGGUUGAUUUUUAUUCUGUUUACAAAGACCGGGACACCAAUCUUGCAAAAAUCACGCAAAAUAUUGAAAAUCUUCAAAAUACUUUUCGAGCCCUGGAAAUUGCAGUCCAGCAUCACCAAUCUCAGGCCAACGCGGAAGAGCUACUCCAAGAAGUCGGCAAGGCCACACAAAAAUGCCAGAAAAUCCUCAUGGAGCUCCAGAUGGAGUGCCAGAAGCUCCACACAGACUCGGUCGCCGAUGUGAUAGGUAGUCACCGAGUUGCAGGACAUCGCGCCGCCUAUCCGUUCCGGAAGAGCACCAUACAGAAGAUCGAAGAGGAUAUUGGCGAGACACGUGAAGCCUUGUCGUUCGCACUGGACGUCUUACAGCUCAAAAGCCACAGUCGUAUUGAAGAUGAAAGCUCAAGUGCUUGCGAACACAUCUACCGUGCUGGUGACUGUCAGAGCGAUAUGUCAGACGCGCCAUCUAUUUUUUCUUUGCCGAGCAGGCAAUCAACCUCUCUUACCACAAACACUCAUCUCACCGCCGAAGAGAUGCAUUCAGCAAUAGACGAGCUUGUCGGCAUAUUCCUGGAAGACAAGGAAUUAGCAAUUCUCUACAGAGAAGCCAUCCUCGAAAGGCGUAUUGCCCGGUCACGCUUCGUCCGCAAUUUCAGAAGACUUCUCAAGCGUUUUGCAGCGGGCUUAAAAGAGGAAGCCGGGGAAGCAAUUGAUCUUGACCUCGCGAAUCUCAUCUCGUCGAAAGCUGGCCUUGUUGCUGAUAAAGUAGGAAGUAAAAUUGAGCAGCAGUAUUCUCAACCAGACACCAUAGCCGCCCGAGAAAAAGUUGAAUACGAAGCACAAGAUGCGAGUAGUGCCGACGAGGAUGGGGAUGGACAGGAGCGAGCACUUGAUGAAAAGUUCCCCGCACUGGUGUCCCACGGCCGCAGUUUUAUCAAAGAGAGCAUCGCCUUCCAAAAGCUUCAGGAGGAGUUCAAAAGUUUCAUCAUGCCGCCUAGGCUGAAUGAAGGGCCUAAUAACGAGCCUUUUGUCGAUGUUGAGUCGUGGUUUAAGAGAUGGAUUCGUGCUAUAUCUCCCAGGUCUCAGGCCUUAGACCCCAAGUACGAGGCGCCAGGGUUGGCGAAAAGAGUACAGGAUCUUAAGGAGCUCCUCGCUGAGAUUGGAUUGGUGGAGAAGGGUAUACCAAAGAAUCAUCAGCGAUUUAGGUGGACAAAUCGACAUGGCAAAAAGCUCUAUGACGACUAUAUCGUGCAUGAACCAGGUGCAAUCCAGGCUCUGCAGGAAUAUCUAGAUGCAACAACCGUUCCACCCGGUCCAACAAAUGCAAGUCCCAUCAGCAGUCAAGCACAGGCUUCCUCUCGCGCUGCAAACAUUUCUGGUACGGUGGUCACGGACUUAUCGACGUCCGUUGUCACCCCGAGCCCUGCGAGCCCGGUAAACCCUGUGCCUGCAUCCCACCGGCCCACCUUGUUGCGCCGCAGGGCAAAGACUACGCGUGCCAGCCGAUCCCCUCCCAGCGGUCACCACCUUGGGGUCCUAAAAUAUUGA
Penicillium arizonense is the source of this 1620-nucleotide messenger RNA. RefSeq lists its product as uncharacterized. The transcript has 3 exons. The record is from RefSeq and is a predicted model, not a curated record. NCBI's taxonomy places the organism in Eukaryota, Fungi, Ascomycota, Eurotiomycetes, Eurotiales, Aspergillaceae. Bases 1 to 1620 code for a protein of 539 amino acids.